CGGGGCUGGGGCCGAUGGGGCUGGGGCGGCCGAAAACCCCGGCCGUCGCACAGAGAACGUAAUUGCCCGCUAAGCUGUGCCUCCCUGGGCCCUGUGCGGCAUAGGGAGGUGGUUAUGCCCUCGAGCGGGGAGGGAGGGAGGCGGUUCUUGGCGGCAGCGCGCCCUUUGAGGACAGGUGAUGCGCGGCCCAUCUCUGGCAGCGGCACAUCCCGCUGAGGUGUUGCCGUCAGCGCAUCCAUCCUCCCGGGCCCCUGGCAGAGCUGUCGCAGCGGGCUGGGCUCUGUUUGCCUUUUAUAAAGGGGAGCUGGUUGUUCCGAGAGCAGAUGCAGCGCGCUGCAUCACCCUAGCAGCGUUCUGGUCCCUAAGGAUCUGUGCGAACAAAGGCCUCUUGUAUCCCAUGCUCAUUAUUCUGUUAAGAAUUCCAAUGGUUGUCAGAACUGGAUUCUCAUGGGCCCUCAAUUAUAGGCCGUCUGUAAAUCCUCAGAAGUUCCUCAGGCUUAGAAUGGAAAGAGUGAAUACGUUGAGAUUGUCUGGCCAUGGGAAGGAGAAGAUGCCUGCUCCAAGGGUGCCAGUGCUGGCAGCAAGAUCACUGGAUCUCUUCUCUUCCAGGAGACAUGGAGGUCUAUUUGUGGUUGGAGCUACCUGGUUAGAUAAAGUAUAGAUCAGUCUGCUGUGAAAGUACUUCACAUGAAGAAGACUGCCUGACGGUUCAGUUUGCUCUGAAUGUAUCGUGUCAUGAGCCUUUUCACAAAAUGAAAAACCAAAACCAGCAUUUUCUUGUUUCUGGGUUUUGUUUGGAUUUUUUUGUCCCCUGUCAAUUCAGGUGGGCCAUUACCUGUUGCUGAUUUUAAUUGGAAUUGUGGAAGCAAAAUCCUGGAAUAAAAAAAUUCGAAUGUUUCUUUAAGGUUUAAAAUAGGCAAUCUAGACUCAGAUUUGGAGUAAGGGCAGUUUAUGCAUCUACAAUAUAUAAAUAGCUCUUUAAAUAGGUGUAAAUAAAAUAUACUGAUGUUUAAAGUUUCUUUAUGUUGACAAAUAAAAUAUUUUCAUUUUAAAAAACAGUUAAAAGCAAUUUACCAUAGGAAAAAAACCACACUUCAGUGUAGGGAUUUUCACCAGAAAAAAACUUGGCUGCUGAAAGGGAGAUGGUCUUAAAUUUACAUGUGUUCUAAAGCCAGUUAAUUUACACCACUGGAAGUGAAACUCAGAGUGGGCAAACAUAAAGCUUCCUAACAAGACUAGAGGUACAUGACUAAAUCAGUUUAAAUUGACUAAACACUGAAAGGUAUUCUGUCACCAAACUGUCUGUAAGUGACCCUAUUUGGUAAGCCCAAGCAAUCCUGUUUUAGCCAGGCUGUUGGUGUUGUUUGUAUUCCAUUAUUCAGUCCACAGUACCUCAUGGGGAUCCACUUAGGAUGCAUUCUAAUAGCCUGUGUCUUCCUUGCACUACAAGGUGUAGAGUGAUCAGCCCUUUGGAAUGUAGAAUAUGUAAUGAAGUUUUCUUUUGCCAUCUUAAUUUUGCAGAAAAUUGUCAGAAUUUGGGUUUUUUGAGGGUAACACUAGGACUAGUCUUUCUCUUAAAUGACAGUUAAACACACUCCUUGCUGUGUUUCCUGUGGACUUUACUGAAAAAAUACCUACAGGAGUAGAUUGAAGAAAACAUGGCCAAUCAACGGGAUUACAUUAGCAGACCUAUUUGCAAUGGAAUUUCUGUUCCUGAAAAUAAAAUCAAUUCCUUAGUGGCUGAAGGUCAUGGACAACAAAUUCUAAAAGUACUACAAAAGUUCAGAGAACAAAAUACAUUUUUUGACUUUAAAAUUCUUGUGAAAGAUGAAAUAAUUCCCUGUCAUCGUUGUGUACUGGCAGCAUGCAGUGAUUUUUUCAGAGCCAUGUUUGAAGUUAAUAUGAAAGAACGGGAUGAUGGCAAUGUUACUAUUAGUAACCUAUCACCCAAGGCAGUGAAAGCUUUUCUUGAUUAUGCUUACACAGGAAAAACAGAGAUAACCGAUGAUAAUGUGGAAAUGCUCUUCCAGCUGUCAUCAUUUCUUCAAGUUUCACUCCUUUCCAAAGCUUGCAGUGACUUCUUAAUAAAAAGUAUUGAUCUUGUGAAUUGCUUACAGUUGCUUUCUCUGUCAGAAAGUUAUGGGUCUGUCCGCUUGUUUGAUCAUGCACUAGAUUUUGUACAACACCACUUUUCAUUGCUGCUCAGAUCAAGUGAUUUCUUGGAAAUGAAUUUUGAGAUAUUACAAAAAUGUCUCGAGGCUGAUGAACUAGAUGUCCCUGAGGAAGAAUCAGUGUUGAAAGCUGUCCUCCAAUGGACCAAACACAACUUAGAAACACGGCAGAAAUACCUGCCUAAUUUAAUUAAAAAAGUGAGAUUACACCAGUUACCUGAAAAGACUUUGCAGGACUUUCUGCUUACUGAAGAACACUUACUUAAGAGUGCUAAUUGCUCAGUAAUAAUCAAUGAUGCAGUUAAAAGUGUGCAGAACUUCAGUGGAUUGUUUCCAGAUGCACGUCCUUCAACAACAGAAAAAUACAUAUUUGUUCAUAAAACUGAUGAAGAUGGAGAAAACAGACAUACAUUCUGCUACAACAUCAAAACAGAUAAAUGGAAAGAACUACCACAUACGCACAUGAUUGAUCUGCCAGGGUCAAGUUUGUCUAGCUAUGGAGAAAAAAUAUUUAUAACUGGAGGAUGCAAGGGGAAUUGUUAUAGGACUGUCAGGCUUCAUAUUGCUGAACCGUUUCAUGAUGCCACUGACCAAACCUGGUGCUACUGUCCAGUCAGCAAUGAAUUCUCCAUAGUGUCAGCUAUGAAAAAACCGAGGACAAUGCACACAUCUGUUGUAACCUUAAAUCAGCUCUUUGUAAUUGGUGGAAAGACCAGAGGAGCUCAAGAAACUCGGAGUCUUUUGGAUGUAGAAUCCUAUGAUCCUCUUUCCAAAGACUGGAAAUCUGUAAGCCAGUUACCAAGAGGUAUCUACUAUCCAGAAGCAAGUGCAUGCCAGAAUAUAAUUUAUGUCCUUGGCUCAGAAGUAGAGAUUACUGAUGCCUUUAAUCCAUCUCUUGACUGCUUCUUUAAGUAUAAUGCUAUGACUGAUCAGUGGUCUGAGCUUGUAGCAGAAUUUGGGCAGUUUUUCCAUGCAACUCUAAUCAAAGCUGUUCCAGUGAACUGUACAUUGUAUAUAUGUGAUCUCUCCACCUACAAGGUCUACAGUUUUUGCCCAGAAACCUGUGUUUGGAAAGGGGAAGGAUCUUUUGAAUGUGCUGGCUUUAAUGCAGGGGCAGUUGGGACAGAAGACAAAAUUUACAUACUAGGUGGUGACUAUGCUCCAGAAGAAAUCACAGAUGAAGUUCAAGUCUACCACAGUAGUAGGUCUGAGUGGGAAGAAGUUUCACCAAUGCCAAGAGCCUUAACUGAGUUUUACUGUCAGGUGAUUCAGUUUAAUAAAUACAGGGACCCCUGGUCACCCGUACUGACGAUUUGCUCUGGAGAAUUCUGAAGCUCCCAAGUCAAAAGAAUCUAUUUAAAUGCACAAGUUUUAGAGCAGUGUUAAGUAUUAGUUUACAGAUAAAGAAAUAUGUACUCAUUUAAAUUUUCAGUAUAAAUUAAAUGCUUUAGGAUUGCUUUUGGAAGAGCCCAUUAAAAUGUCAUUCAUGCUAAUCAUUAUAGAGACAGUAUUACUUAAUUUUAUAUACAACUCCUUUCUGUAAUUUUCAUAAUAUUUUUCAAAAUUAUAUUAAUUUUCCAAAAAUAAUAUUAAUGAGGAAUUAGUUGUGUAGUAUGUGCCAUUAUUUCUGUAAUAUGCACAGUUGUCCCAAUAGACAAAUUGCUAAAUGAGAAAACUGACUGUGAUACUGUUUUCCCUAUGUAACUGAAGUUUAAGAGACAUUUUCAUUAGUGUUAUUUAGAUUUUCUAUGUUCAUAAACCUUAAGAAGAAUUCCUUGUCAGCUUUAUCUUAUCACAAUGACCUUAGCAAGGACAAGAGCCAAAGUGACCUUCACAGUAUUAAAACCAGGUAUCUAACUUGAAGAGACUGAUAAUUCCUGUCAUUUUACUUCAGCUCUUCAGUUUUACCAGUUUUUCUCCAUCCUUGUGCCUUAGUAGUAGCUUUAUUUUCUGUUUCCAUUCCAUUAACUGUGGCAAAGUAAACUUCCAUAACAUACUGUAGGUAAGAUUUCUACAAGACAGAUGAUUAAUGUGAUUAAUAUCUUUGCUUCUGUCAUGUUGCUAACUAAAGAAAAACCACUUCAGGAUGUUUCCUAAUAGAAGUCUUCCAUCUCUGAAGUCUUCAGUGCUACCUAAUAAGCAGUAUCUAGACUGCUUAUAGCAGCAAGCUGUAAAAAGAAUCGUAGCUGUUGCUUCGGUUAACUAUGGGAAAAGUUUGUAUCUUGUCAUACAUCAAACACAAAAUUACAAAACUACACCCCCAUAUUAAAAGCCAGUAGUAAAUAGUAUUUCUGAGGUGAGAAAUCAUCUCUUGUGGUUUAAAUUAAUUAAAACAUUUUAUCUUGAACUUCAUGGUAAUUUUAGAUGUUAAAAUACUACACAGUAAACACUACACAAUAUAUUGCUUGAAAAACUUUAAGUAGUCAGCUAUGAUAAAACUGUAAUGGACUUUUAGUGCUAAUAUUAGUCUAGCCAUGCAUUGUGAAGUAAAUUUGAUCUCAUGCUUACAAAGUCAGUCCUCUUUCUGACAGGAGGACACUGAAAUUAGCUAAGUUUUAUUAAUCAAUUUGCAAUCUUCCACAGCCUGAGAAUUUCUUUCUUACCAGGUAUCCAGAUAAGACACUGAGAACCUUUAUGUUCCAUAUAAGUAUUGUGAAAGUAGUAAGGUUGUCUUCUGCCAGACAGAAUAAUGGUUCUAAACAUUUAAUCACAUCUUUUCAAGCUGUUUAAAUCACGGAUAAAAUUUAGUGAGGCAUCAGAGACAUUUUUCAUGUCUUGAGACAGCUGUGGUAAGUUCAUUAUCACAUCACUACUGCAUGUACUUUUUGCAAAACCCAAGCUGAAUAUUAAUGCUUGAAGCUUAAUAUUGCCUAGAACAUGCUUCUGUUUUAAAGAGUAAACAAUGGAAGGUUCCAGUUCUGUGAUUGACUCUGUAAUUCAUUAUCAGAUACCUUUAUGAAUUUAGGUAACAUCAUCAUAACAAUUUUCUUAAGUAUGUAAAAUAAAAUCAUGUACAUUUGGAGAACAUGUUAAUAGAGCAGGACCCUUCCACUCAGUAAUUUCUGUAUAUUGAUAUGUGUGUCAGUUCUGUAGAAAUAAGUAGCUUGCUACAGUAUUUCAGGCAACUUCCACAUUUAUUUUGGGUUUUUUUAAUAAUAGUUCUCCAAACCAUAUUUUAACUAAACGCAGCUAGGUAACCUUUACAAUCACCUUACUGAAACACAAGUAUUUUUAUAUUGGGACACAACUACUUCUUGUUAGUGCAAAGCAAGUGUAUUGAGUAGAGAGAGGAAGAAUACUAUUCCUACUUACUGAAACAAUAGGAAAAAACCAAACACAUAGGAAAAUAGUAGUUUUAGUUUUAAUGAAGCUACUCAGGGCAGUGUAGAGACUUCAUUAACCAUUACUUAUUGCAAUUUGUCACAUCACUGGAAUACAAGGCCCGAUUCACCUUUGCUUGUGUCUUUGUGUUGUAUUUAUACCUGAGUAACAUGAGUAUGCAAUUUAUGGAUUGAGAAAAGUAACAUAUUGUGCCCACAGUGCAUGGGUAUAAAUAGCUAUGCAAAUUGGAAGAGACUAGAGAAUUGCAAGAGUGUUUUAAUUGCCACUGUCAUGACCAAGUUGCUGGAUCACAUAAACAGCAAGCGAAUGAGUCAUUCAGGUGAUGCUCUUUCCCCUAAGUUUUCCCUAUAGCAGAUCUUUUUGGCAGUCUUCCACCCAGCUACUUGCUGUAAGACUGGCAUCCGGCAUCAGACGGAGCAAUGACGUAUGUGAAAAAUUCCUCAGUACAGACAGUGAAAACUGACUGAAGCUGAAUUGGGAAGAUAGGCAUGCAUCUUUAAUAUUUCACACUACACUUGUGCAGGAACUAAUGCCAGUUUCCAGUUUGACAAAUCAUUCAUGGGUUUCACAGGGAGUUGAGCUCUUACUCAGUGAUCAGGAAAUAAUGUAGUAAUGUCAGUUACUUUCUAGCAUUGCUUACAGAAGAGUUACUGUGAAAUGGUACUGAUUUUCUGCAGUUAGGUUGGUAAACCUGUAAGACAGCUCUCACAGAGGGAAAAAUGAUCGUUUGCCACAUUUCCACAUAAAAAGUAUUAACUGUUAGCAGAACUGAAUGCAGAAGAAGCAGAAGCAUUAGAAAGUUAUGGUUAAAAACGAGGAUUUAUGACAGAAGUAAGGACCUAUAUUCAAAUCCCUGUGAUUAACUGGUAAAGUUGCAAGAAAUCUCUGUGAACUACACAAAAGAAUAUUAAUUACUUGCACGAGUAACUGUUGUAGUCUGGAUCAAACAUUUUUCAGUCUACACAGCAUUUAUGGAACUAAAAAGUCACAAAAUUAAUGCAAAGUGAGUUUUAAAAAUAUCUUUUAUGACUUUUCAAAGCUUUUUGAAUCAAAGCUUUAUGAAAAAGUACCUUCCUCUAAAAAUAGUCAGUAACUAGAUUAAUGAUUACGUAUGUUCUCACUGAAACAGUGAUGUUUAACCACACAAAAUGCAUGUAAAAUUAUAAUCUAUUUGCACUUAAAUGAUGUAACCAAAAUAUUUCUAAUAGUAUUCUAUUUUAUGUCACAGAAUACAUUAUAAGCAUGACCAGUAUAAUAUACACAAAGAUAAUAUAUAUUGUAUGUGGGAUUUUAAUAUCCAGUGAUGAUUAUAUUGGAUAAUCUUAAUUUUUAAAGAAUGCUAUCAAGAUAUUAUGGCACUUUGGUAAUGUUAUUAUACUGGUUUAGUUGUUAUAAUAAAUAUCAAUUAUUCAGGUGUUUUAUUGAUUAUGUUUGCACAUACCUGAUUAUUAUUAUUUAAGGACUAAUUAAUUUGUUUUCUAUGUUCUUAAUACAUUUGUAGCAAGUCAGUUUACUGCUGUUAAAAAUUCAUUAUAUUUACAAAAUGGUGUAGAUUUUCUGGGUCAGAUUUAUUUAUGGGUAUUACUCUGGGAAGAAAACUGUUUACCUCCUGUGGUUAAUAUAGGGAGUAGGUAAGGUGUAGGCUAUAGAAUGUGCUGACUGCAGUUCCAAAUGUGGAGAUUAAUUUUAGAUGCUUCUGUUUGUAGGUGACCAACAGGAGGCAGCAUAAGAUCUAUUUUAAUUAAAACAGGCUGAAAACAGGGAUGUAUUUGACAAUUUUUAUAGCUAACAUUAUGCUCAAUUUACUUUUAUCCUUCUAACACCCAAUAAAGCAUAGAAAACAGUAACAUUUCGCUGCUGCCUGGGCUCUGCUGAUAUGUGGAAAGUACGAUACUACACGUUUGCUGAGAUGUUCAUUCUUUUGUGAAAUAAAGCACUGAGCAACUGAA
Catharus ustulatus (Swainson's thrush) is the source of this 7462-nucleotide messenger RNA. It is a transcript of the gene KBTBD3, whose product is annotated as kelch repeat and BTB domain containing 3. The record is from RefSeq and is a predicted model, not a curated record. The coding region runs from base 1659 to 3503 and encodes 614 amino acids. NCBI's taxonomy places the organism in Eukaryota, Metazoa, Chordata, Aves, Passeriformes, Turdidae. The transcript is spliced from 4 exons. Gene Ontology annotation, molecular function: protein binding.